Dermacentor andersoni is the source of this 2733-nucleotide messenger RNA. RefSeq lists its product as uncharacterized. Lineage: Eukaryota; Metazoa; Arthropoda; Arachnida; Ixodida; Ixodidae. Gene Ontology annotation, molecular function: DNA-binding transcription factor activity, RNA polymerase II-specific; RNA polymerase II cis-regulatory region sequence-specific DNA binding. The record is from RefSeq and is a predicted model, not a curated record. Gene Ontology annotation, biological process: regulation of transcription by RNA polymerase II. Gene Ontology annotation, cellular component: chromatin; transcription regulator complex; PcG protein complex.
UUCUUCGAGUGUCUUCGGAUGCUGUUUCAUUGGUGUCGACCGCGCAGCGUGUUCGAGCCGACAAGUGUGGUCAAUUUUAGGCAAAAAAUAACCCAUAGCGGCUGUUUUUAUGAUCGCAAAUGCUCAAAAUGUGCUGCGAGGUCGCCAUUUGCCGAAACGAGAUGCCGUCACGUCGUUCUUUAAAUGGUCUAGCAGCUUCGAAUGGAUGACCAAGAGAGCAAUGAAGGAGCCAGUAAUGUUCAGGAAGUCGUCAGCCUCCUGCUUACUCCAAACGUGACCUUGGACGAAGAUGUCGCGGUGGCAGCAGCAGAGAUAGAAGAAGAAACGUCUAACCAAGACCUGUGUGAUCCUGGAGGGGCUGAGGUUGCCUCGGCCGUGGCUACUCUUGGUCUCUCACAGGAAGUUGACCCAUGUGGCCUUGGAGUCAAACUGGAAGAUGGCUCGACGGCAUUUCUCCAAGGCUUAGAUCCCAAGCUUCUAGGUGGAACCACGCAUGCCAUUACCCUGGAGGAUGGCUCCACAGCUUACAUACAAGCUGGACCAAGGGGAGCCAUAGAGGGCCUCCAGGCAGUGACCUUAGAAGACGGCACAACUGCCUACAUCUCCACGACGACAACUGCUGAGCAGUUGUUCGGCUCUGAUGUGUCAGAGGCUACACUUGGGUUAGAAAGCAUUGCUGCUCAGGCUUCAGGCGAUAACAUUCAAGAAGAAGAGACUGGCGCAAGAUCUACAAAUAUUGUUCACAUUUCAAAUGGGGGCUCCAGCAGUGGGACGCCAGGUGAAAAAGCAUUUAUGUGUGCUUUUGAAGGCUGUGGCAAAAUGUACACUACACCCCACCACCUCAAGGUGCAUGGGCGCAUACACUCCGGUGAUCGACCCUUCAAGUGCCUGGUGGUCGGCUGCAACAAGAGCUUCGUUACUGGCUAUGGCCUCAAGAGCCACACACGCGUCCACACAGGCGAGACGCCCUACCGGUGCACACAUGACGGCUGCACCAAGACUUUCAAGACUUCUGGAGACCUGCAAAAGCAUGUUCGCACGCAUACAGGGGAACGGCCUUUCAAGUGCCCUUUUGAGGAUUGCAAUCGUGCCUUCACCACCUCAAACAUCCGAAAGGUGCACAUGCGCACGCACACUGGCGAGCGACCUUACGUCUGCAAAGAGGAGAACUGCGGCCGUUCCUUUGCCAGUGCCACUAACUACAAGAAUCACAUACGCAUUCACACAGGCGAGAAGCCAUACGUGUGCUUGGUGGCAUCCUGCGGUAAGCGCUUCACCGAAUACUCGUCCCUGUACAAGCACCACGUGGUGCACACACACAGCAAGCCGUACAUGUGCAACCUGUGCGGCAAGAACUACCGGCAGACCUCCACUCUGGCCAUGCACAAGCGGACAGCCCAUGGCUUGCUCAUGGACGACCCCCGCCUUGAACUGGGUGUGGAAGAAGAGCUGGAAGCAGACCUGGAUGAAGCAGAAACUAUCCAAGACGUAGAGGUCAUGCACGAGCCAAAGCCAGCUGGAAGACGCCGUAGGGCGGCGAACAUGUCUAGCACGGCUACCACUACGACAACCUUGGUGGUGCAGCAGGCGGGUGGUGCAGCUGGCGACACCCUGCGCCUCUCGUUCGACCCCCAGACAUUACAGGAGGAAGGCACACUAGUACAGACACCAUCCGGCCAGCAAAUCUUGCUCGUGGCUAACCCUGCUCAGCUGCUGGCACUGCAGCAGUUGGCACUUCAACAAGACCAAGCCUUGACUGCAUCCGAAGAGCAACAGGACAGUGUCCUCGGAGGGGACGAUGUCAUCGCUACGGCCUCCAUGUCCGACCACUGAGCAUUGGCAUGCCUUCAUCUGUGUUCAUCACCAAUGUUCAUUGUUUCCUUCCUUCUUUCUUAUUUUUUUUUUUUUUCUUUGUACAUAUAAUGAGGCAUUACAGCAUCCACUGGCACUAGUUACUAAAUGUAAGGGAUUUUGAGACAAUGUCACAAUUUUUCGUUGACCAAUGUUUAUAGCAGAAGUGGUGUAGUAAUUGUUGUUUGUUAUCUAAAGCUCAUCAACUUUUUACAGAACUUUGGUGGAGAUAUUGCAAACAUGGAAUUCAAGGUGGUCGAUAUGAAAGCACAUCCACUCGGUAGGAAUUUGGAGAUUAUCACCAGUUUCAUGAUAUCUAUCCCUAAACUCAUUGCAGAAUGUAUUGGCUUUCUACCUAUAAUUUGCCCUACAAAACCUUCCUUGGGAUUGCUGAACAAUGUGGAACAUCGGUAUGUUUCACCACUGGUCUAGCAACAGGUAUGCCAAAACUGGUGAUAGUCUCAGGAUUGCUGCUAAGUGAACAUGCGUGGAUCACUGACCAGCCUGAAUUCCAUAGUUGUUGAAUGUUCACUAAUGUUUUUACUUUAAAGGUCUGUAUAUAAGUGAUGCUUUGCUAAUUAAUGAAUUGUUGUCUACUCAGUUUCUGGUGUAAGUCACCACUAGGAAUUUUGGAUCACAAGAAUGAUCAUCUCACGUCAAAUUUCCUUCUGUAAUUAAAGAAAGUCACCUUAUGAACUCGUCAAAUGUAAAUCAGUGUACAGGAUAAUAAAAAUGCCUUUGAGCGCACAAACUAAUGUAUGACUGUGAAAGAUAGAUUGAAUGAGUCACUUUUUGUUUUGUAUAAAAAUGCCGAGACAUUGUUAAUGCUGUGCAUCAGAAGUUGUCUCAGAGUGUAGAAAUAAAGGAUAUAGCUAAUGUGUA